AUGGGCCGGGGGAGGAAAAAGGACCAUCGCGCAGCUUUGGUGAGACGUCAAAAAGUCCUUUCGCAAGUCGCGUUCUGCAAUUCUGUUUGCAGACGAUCUACAUUUGCUGACUCCGCCUUCUGUCACAACACAGCAACUCUUGCUUUGGCAAUGAAAAUAGCACAUGCUAUCAAGGACUAUCGCCAUUACUGUACAUGUUUACGGAGAGUUUAUGUGCGUUUCAGGUUGUGGGCGGGCCCCCCACGCCACCACUCGCUUCCUCUCUCUGGCGGGUAG
Molecule: messenger RNA, 276 nt
Organism: Chondrus crispus (carragheen)
Lineage: Eukaryota; Rhodophyta; Florideophyceae; Gigartinales; Gigartinaceae
Exons: 1
Coding region: 1-276 (91 amino acids)
Source: RefSeq, a predicted model, not a curated record